Molecule: messenger RNA, 1257 nt
Organism: Micromonas pusilla CCMP1545
Lineage: Eukaryota; Viridiplantae; Chlorophyta; Mamiellophyceae; Mamiellales; Mamiellaceae
Exons: 1
Coding region: 1-1257 (418 amino acids)
Source: RefSeq, a predicted model, not a curated record
AUGGCGAAGGUGGUGUACGUCGUCGAGGAAGAACGGAGCUGGUUCUCGUUCUUCGUGUCGAUGCUCCUGAACAAGUGGGUCCUCCUCGCGCUGUUGAUAUGGUACGUCUAUCGGACGAUAACGGUUAAAAUCAGGAGCGCGAACCUGACGCGCGCGCAGGCGAACUCGAUGAAAUGGGGGCUCAUCGGCCUCGUCCUCUUCGCGCUCGCGGAACGAGCGGAGGAUUUCUGGGAAGGGCUAAACCCGCGCAUCAUUCGCGUCUGGCAUAUCCUCCUGCAGAUCGGUCUCGUGCGAAGAGACUCGCUGUCGCUCAAGGGCGAGGAGCACGGGCUCGGGUACUCGUUCCUCGCGUCGUUUUGCUGCUGCUUCGCCGGUCGCCUCGUCGCGGGAUUGGAAGCGUGGAGGAUCCCGGACCUCGUCGUGGACGGGACGAUAUUCGAGUUCAUCGGGUGCUGGCUGAUCGUGAGCCUCCUGACGAAGACGAAGAUGUGGUUCAUCUUCGGCUUCCCCGGUUUGCUCCUGCGGAAGAUCUUAUACGUCGGCUGGGGCUUGAACAAAAUCCGACAAAUCGAACGCGUCUGGAAGCCGUUCGCGUUCACGUUGCUCGCGUUCCCGGCGACGUACCUCCCGUGGACGACGAAGAUCUUCUACUUCACGAUACGUAACAUCGCGGGACGGACGUCGCGGAAGCUCACGGACAAGAUCAUCGCCCCGAAGAACAAGACGAAGAAGGAAGAGAAGCUCGACGCGAAGGAAGAGGCGGAGAGAAUCGCGGAGGAGGAGACGUCGUCGCAGUUCUCGCCGCCGCCGUCGGGGAAGAAGAAGAAGAAGACGGUCGUUAACAAGAAGGAGCUUCUGCACGAGCUAGACGACUUCUUCUUCGUCGCGCCGCGGACGUGGCAGAAGCAGCUCGCGUGGAACGCGGUGAUGCUGACGAUCAUGUCCAUCACCCAGGGCGACACGAUGGAAUCGAUCAUCGAGCACACGUACUGCGACGACGAGGACGACUUCUGGUGCAUUCCUCCGGCGUGGAACCUCCACGUGCACUUCCCGCGAUUUUGCUUCAUCGUCAUCGCGCUGUACAUCAUGCACUAUUACCAGCAGAUGGCCCCGCCGGUGGCGAAGUUUGCCAAGUCCGAUCCGCAAGUCGUCGCGCAACGCAAGGCGGACAAAAAAGAACGGAAGAAACGCGACAAGGAGAAGGUGAAGCAGAGGAAAGCCGCGGAGAAGGCCGCGAAGAAGACGAAGCAGGCGUGA